AAUAAAAACUAUAGUAAAAUAAUUAUAGUAUAAGAUAUUUUGUUGACUUUAGACAUAGAUCCAAUCAAAACGUGAGUUUCUCUCACUUGUUGUGGACUUUGUGAAAGGAGAAAUCGAGAUUAUCAAUCAUCAUCAUCAUGUGGCCGUUCAGCAAGAAAGGAGUUUCUGGGUUUUCAUGGAGUUCAACUGCUGAACAAGUUACCCAUGGAAUCGAUGCCACUGGUCUCACUGCUAUUGUCACUGGAGCAUCCAGCGGCAUUGGGGCUGAGACUACUCGUGUCCUUGCUUUGCGUGGUGUUCAUGUGAUUAUGGGUGUGAGGAAUUUGGUUGCCGCUAAAGAUGUCAAAGAAACAAUACUUAAGGACAUUCCCUCAGCAAAAAUUGAUGUCAUGGAGUUAGAUCUCAGUUCAUUGGAAUCUGUCAAGAAAUUUGCCUCUGAGUUUAUUUCCUCUGGUCUUCCAUUGAACAUCUUGAUAAACAAUGCAGGAAUUAUGGCAUGCCCUUUCAUGCUAUCCAAAGACAACAUUGAAUUACAGUUUGCAACAAACCACUUAGGUCAUUUUCUCUUGACGGAUCUUUUGUUGGAGACUAUGAAGAAAACAACACGUGAAAGUAAAAAAGAUGGAAGAAUUGUUAUUGUCUCUUCAGAUGCUCACCUAUUUGCAUAUUCCGAAGGAAUCCGUUUUGACAAAAUUAAUGAUCAGUCAAGUUACAGUAAAUGGCGAGCAUAUGGACAGUCAAAACUUGCUAACAUUUUACACUCCAAUGAACUUGCUAGAAAAUUAAAGGAGGAUGGGGUGGAUAUCACUGCAAAUUGUCUUCAUCCUGGAGCCAUUACCACCAAUCUUGUUCGUCAUAACAGUACAAUCAAGGGUAUAGUAAAUACCGUUGGCAGACUUGUUCUAAAAAACGUUGAGCAGGGAGCAGCCACUACAUGUUAUAUAGCAUUGCACCCACAAGUGAAGGGAGUUAGUGGCGAGUUUUUCUCUGACAGUAAUGUGGCCAAAACAGGUUCAAAAGGGAGGGAUGCUGAUUUGGCUAAGAAACUCUGGAAUUUCACCCUCAAUUUGAUUCAGGAGAAAUAGCAUAUAACCAAGUGGCAUACAUUGUAUAUGCGUAUGUGGAUAGUAUUAACAGAAUGUAAUCACCUAUUUUUAAUGGGAUGUUGAUUCCUACUUUAUUCCAUACGCUUAAAUUCCUAUUACUGUAUGAAACAGUAUAUCAAUAAUAUGAGUGCACUUGAUAUAUUUAUUAAUUUGAAACAGUAUAUCAAUAAUAUGACUGCACUUGGAUAUA
Messenger RNA from Cicer arietinum (chickpea), 1296 nucleotides. RefSeq names its product short-chain dehydrogenase TIC 32, chloroplastic-like. The record is from RefSeq and is a predicted model, not a curated record. NCBI's taxonomy places the organism in Eukaryota, Viridiplantae, Streptophyta, Magnoliopsida, Fabales, Fabaceae.